This is a messenger RNA of Cephus cinctus (wheat stem sawfly), 1607 nucleotides long. RefSeq names its product CCA tRNA nucleotidyltransferase 1, mitochondrial. The transcript has 3 exons. The coding region runs from base 101 to 1510 and encodes 469 amino acids. Gene Ontology annotation, biological process: RNA processing. Gene Ontology annotation, molecular function: nucleotidyltransferase activity; RNA binding. Lineage: Eukaryota; Metazoa; Arthropoda; Insecta; Hymenoptera; Cephidae. The record is from RefSeq and is a predicted model, not a curated record.
UCCUGGUUCUCAAUGUAUGACAGAACACAGAACACUCCGAGAGUAACAGAAUUUGUCGUUGUGUGAAAUUUUGAUAUAACUAGUUGACAUUACGAGAACUAUGUUAACAAUUCGUUUAUUUAAAGAACAAUUGAAAUCUCUCUUUUAUUACGUAUCGGUCAGACAUUUAGAACAAGAUAAGUCUGCCCUUAACAAGUGGAUUAAGGUUAGGAUGUCUGAUGAACCAGUACCUCGUUGCAGGAGCGAUCCCCUUAUUAUGAAGUUGGAUACUCCAGAAUUUCACUCAAUUUUUACACCAGAGCUUAAUACUCUGUCAGAUAUAUUUAAAAAAUAUAAUUAUGAGAUAAGAGUAGCUGGUGGUGCUGUGAGAGAUAUCCUCAUGGGGAUGACACCAAAAGAUUUAGAUUUCGCAACUACUGCUACCCCAGAUCAAAUGACAGAGAUGUUUUCAAAGGAAGAAGUAAGAAUGAUUAAUGCAAAUGGGGCAAAGCAUGGCACAAUAACACCGAGGAUAAACAACACAGUAAAUUUUGAAGUAACUACUCUAAGAAUCGAUGUUGUCACCGAUGGAAGACAUGCCGAAGUAAAAUUUACUACAGACUGGUUGCGCGACGCUAAUAGACGAGAUUUGACCAUCAAUUCAAUGUUCCUUGAUUUGGAAGGCAAUGUUUAUGAUUACUUUUAUGGCUACGAUGAUCUCCUCAAACGAAAAGUUGUUUUCGUAGGACAUGCAUCCACAAGAAUACAAGAAGAUUAUUUGAGAAUUCUAAGAUACUUCCGGUUUUAUGGUAGAAUUGCCAACGAUCCGGAUAAUCACGAUGAGGAGACAAUAACAGCAAUAAAAAAUAAUGUUUCCGGUCUUGAACGUAUUUCCGGCGAGAGGAUCUGGAGUGAGUGGCAAAAAAUCUUAGAUGGGAAAUACAACGCAGAACUGAUGUGUAAUAUGAUCGAAUGCGGCAUGGCAGAAUAUAUUGGACUACCGAAAAAUCCUGAUGUGGAGACGUUUAAGACGGUUUGUCAUCGAGCACGUGCUAAUACAUUGCAAGUUCGUCCAAUCACGUUAAUCUGUGCCAUGUUGAGGGAUCAAGAAGAAGUGAUGGCUCUACAUUCAAGAUUGAAGCUCGCAGCGUACGACCGAGAUCUGGGACUUUUCAUUGUACAACAUAGAGAGGACAAACCUUGUGAAAAACCUCUCAAGCCAUAUCAGUAUUUGAUACUCAAUCCAAAAGGAAAGAUUCCGGAUUCUAGGGGUUUUGUUACAGAACUAUUGAAAUACAAAGGAGCCAUAGAUCUUCUGAAAGAGUUGGGAAAAUGGCAGGUUCCACGAUUUCCAUUAAACGGUAACAUGCUAAAGCCUCAUAUUUCCCAAGGAAAAUUGAUAGGACCAGUAAUGGGUGCUCUUAAAAAGAUCUGGUUAGACGAUGACUUCAAAACGUCUCCUGAAAAUCUUAUAAAGCAUAUACCAGAGAUUCUUGAUGACAUCAAAGAAAAAGGAAAGCAAGUUCAUUGAAAUUUAUAUUAUAAUGUUCCCUUGAUUACAAAACUUUUGGUAAAGGCCCAUAACCUUGCCUCAAAAUAAAAAUCGUAUUGAUUUAUCUAAUUUUAAA